GUGGUGUUUUAGCAGCGAGGCUUCCGUCCUCAUUCUCCGGCUGGGGAUCGCACUUUGGCUCCCCGGCGUUGACACAGCGCCACUAGUGAAACAACAGAGGGGGAAAGACGCACUCGGGCCAAACCGCAUCCGCAACAACCCGGGGGAAAGAUGUCCGAGCCCAAUAAGUACCGGGAGUGGAUCCUGGAAACAAUCGACUCUCUCCGCUCGAGGAAAGCCCGUCCGGACCUGGAGAGGAUCUGCCGAAUGGUCCGGAGGAGGCACGGGUCAGACCCGGACCGAACCAGGACGGAACUGGAAAAACUGAUCCAAGAGCAGACGGUGCUCAAAGUUAGCUACAAGGGCUCCAUCUCGUACCGGAACGCGGCGAAGGUGCAGAGGAAAAGCCGAAAGAAGAGUGAGUUUACGGCCGCUGGCGGCGGCGGCGGCGGCGGCGGCGGCGCGGAGGCAGCGAGGGAGCGGACCAAACACGACCACCUCAACAACAACAACAACGGCGACAGUGCGCACAGCUUCACCGACCAGGAGGAGGGAGAGGAGGACUCGGAGCCCAGCCCAGACGCGCACGCACAAACAUCAGCCAGCGCCUCCGGCAGGAGGCUGCAGCCUGCCUCCAGCCCGAGUAGCGGAAACGGGCGCCUCGGCUGUGGCGCAACACCGGGCUGCGCUGCCGGGAGCGGCUGCAACGAGGAGAAAGCAAGUGCACCGGGGGACGGGGGAUUAGGACCGGAGGGAGCGGAGGAACGCCCGGCGCCCGCUCUGAGCGCGCGCGACGGGGCUGAUGCCAGCGGGACAGCGGGGAGCGGCGCGGCGGAGCCCGGCGGGUCCGGAGCUGACAGCCCCAACAAAACUUGUUCUGGGAGCGCCGGCAGCCCCGCGCCGCCUCACAGGCUCAAGCCCAAACUUCGAGUCUGUGCAGGAGGCGGAACCAGAGCCGCGGGGAGCCACGCCAACUCCGACCUGGGCGACAGGCUGGUGGCUUCAGUCCGCAGCCUGUCCGAGAGGAGCCUGCGGGGGGGCUCCGCCGCCAGAGGCCACAUGAAGCCGCUCGGCUUGAAGGAGAUCCUGGGCUACCUGAGCAGCCAGGAGCGCCUGUCGGAGGAGAAACUGACCCGAGGCAAAGUCAAAGUGGUCAUGGAGCGAGAAGUGGCGAGGGGCAGGCUGCGCAGGACGCGCUGCGGGAACAUUACUCUUCCUCUGAGGGGGAUGGUGCUGGAGGAGCCGCUGCCCAAGAAUGCGACCGCUGACAGACUUGCGAAGAGCGCACUGCAGGACAGACACACGGCCAAAAAGCCGCCGUCGCCCUCUCGCAGAGAGAAUGAGCCAAUGGAAACAGAGGAGCGGGGAGAGAAUGAAGAAGAAGAAGAGGAGGAGGAGGAGGAGGAGGAGGAGGAUGAUCCCCGGAGUUCUGAUGAGGAGGGAGGACUAUCCCUGGUAGCCAUGACAACCGAACCAGGGCUCAUUGAGAAAUCCAGAGAAGAUGCUGAGAUCCAGACAGCAUCAAAGCAGGAGAGUCCCCAGCAGCAGCAGCAGCAGGGUGGCAAAGAGACUUCCACGCCCAAUUUCCACCCUAAGACCGAGCCUCCACCUGCUCCGGGAGCGUCGCUCUCACAGUGUAAUGGCACACUGGAGGACAGAGCUUUUUCCCCUGAGCAGCUACAUAUGGAGACGCAAAAUGGGACCCAGCCAGAUGGCAUAAAUCACUCAUCGUCGGGCUUUAACAGCUUGGAGUGUAAGACGGAGGUUGGAGUGUCGUCGUGUCUGCUCACUCCCACUGCCUCCCCGAGAGACUCGGGCCCGCCUGAAGAGCGAGGCUUCGGCGGAGGGCUGAUGAAGAGUGAGGGGGCCAGCGGCAGCCCGGCGGACUGGACGGUGUCUGACGUGGUCAGUUACUUCACCGCAGCAGGCUUCCCCGAGCAGGCCGCCGCCUUCAGGACCCAGGAAAUCGAUGGGAAGUCUCUCCUCCUCAUGCAGCGGAACGACGUCCUGACAGGCCUGUCCAUCAGGCUCGGCCCCGCACUCAAGAUCUAUGAGCGACAUGUCAAGGUGCUGCAGAAAACACACUUUGAGGACGAAGACUGCUAACAACACACACACACACACACACACACACACACACAAUAACACAGGACUCGUGUGUGUGUGUGUCUAUAUAUAACUCAGCUAGUGUAAAAAUGCAUGCCUGAUAUAGAAAACAAUACACUUCACUCUCAUGUC
Messenger RNA from Salarias fasciatus (jewelled blenny), 2217 nucleotides. Its product is annotated as atherin-like. Gene Ontology annotation, molecular function: histone binding; DNA binding; chromatin binding. NCBI's taxonomy places the organism in Eukaryota, Metazoa, Chordata, Actinopteri, Blenniiformes, Blenniidae. The record is from RefSeq and is a predicted model, not a curated record. Gene Ontology annotation, biological process: negative regulation of DNA-templated transcription. The transcript has 8 exons. Gene Ontology annotation, cellular component: nucleus. Bases 151 to 2085 code for a protein of 644 amino acids.